Messenger RNA from Schizosaccharomyces octosporus yFS286, 954 nucleotides. RefSeq names its product 20S proteasome component beta 3. Gene Ontology annotation, biological process: proteasome-mediated ubiquitin-dependent protein catabolic process. Bases 90 to 704 code for a protein of 204 amino acids. The transcript has 2 exons. The record is from RefSeq and is a predicted model, not a curated record. Gene Ontology annotation, cellular component: proteasome core complex; proteasome core complex, beta-subunit complex. Lineage: Eukaryota; Fungi; Ascomycota; Schizosaccharomycetes; Schizosaccharomycetales; Schizosaccharomycetaceae.
CGUUGGAGUACGGUAUUUCAUGUACAUUCAACCUAUUUGCUUUCUUUGAGAGGUAUGCAUCCUUCAUCUCUUCACGAAACAUUGCCAAAAUGAGUAUUAUGGAAUAUAAUGGUGGAUCCUGCGUAGCCAUGACAGGAAAGAACUGCGUGGCUAUUGCAUCUGACUUACGAUUGGGAGUACAAUCUAUAUCCUUGGCAAAUAACUUUCCAAAGGUAUUCCCCAUGACCGACAAGACAUAUUUGGGUCUCACAGGCUUUGCUAGUGAUGUCCAAACACUCUAUGAAUUAUUCCGUUAUAAAGUAAACAUGUAUAAAUUCCGUGAAGAGCGCCAAAUUGAACCAAAGACCUUCGCCAACUUGGUGUCCACUUCCCUUUACGAAAAAAGAUUCGGACCUUACUUUUCUUUCCCAGUAGUUGCUGGUUUAGCUAAAGAUGACAACCCUUUUAUUUGUGGAUUCGAUUCCAUUGGUUGUAUUGACUUUGCUGAUGACUUUAUCGUGAGCGGCACUGCUGCUGAACAACUUUACGGUAUGUGCGAGUCCGUAUACGAGCCCAACCUCGAGCCUGAAGAUUUGUUUGAAACCAUUUCACAAGCUCUCUUAAACGCUCAGGACCGCGAUGCAAUUAGUGGUUGGGGUUGUAUUGUCUACAUCAUUACACCUGACAAAUGUGUGAAACGACUUGUAAAGGGUCGUCAAGAUUAAAUUUCGUUUAUGAAUGUUUACCUUUGUUUACUUGGCUCGUUUGUCUUGUUUUAUCGUAAUGUACAACCACGUACUUUGACAUGUUCCCGGAAAAAGAUUGAUACCUUUUUAUAUGUGCUGUUUUCCUUCUUCUCUUACCGUCCUUUCUCGCCCACAUUCCAUAGAGUUCUUCAUCAUCUACUUACUUUACUUUAUUUACGCUUGACGCUUUUGUCUUUCUUUUUUUUUUUUUUUUAUGUAGUCGUAUACA